CUGCCACUUUCCCUUGUCCUUGCUGUCCUUUCUUUCUCUCCUGUCUAUGGACCAGGAGCUGCCUGAUUGUCCGCUCGCCCGUUCAGCGCACCGUCUGUCCCUGCUGCCUCCCUUCUUGCCUCCCCCUCUGGGCCCCUCCCCCUUUCCGACCAGGUGUUUACCGCCCGAUUCGAGCCACUGAGUCCGACUCCCCUCACAUCAUCUCAUCUUAUCACAUCCACCAUGGCCACCCCGGUAGCGGCCCCCGAAGACCAGAGUCGUCUCCUCGAGGAGGCAUUGGGAGUCGUGCGGCAACAGUCGCAGAUGAUGCGAAAAUGCCUCGAGACGCCCGGAAAAUUAAUGGAUGCGUUGAAAUGCGGGUCCACCUUGGUCUCCGAGCUCCGAACCCCUAGCCUCGGCCCGAAGCAAUACUAUGAACUGUACAUGGCCGUCUUCGAUGCCCUGCGACAUCUCUCUGUCUACCUCAAAGAAAACCACCCGGUCAAUCACCUGGCAGACCUGUACGAACUCGUUCAAUAUGCCGGAAACAUUAUCCCCCGACUCUAUCUCAUGAUCACCGUUGGUACGGUAUACAUGUCCGUGGAGGAUGCCCCGGUUAAAGAGAUCAUGAAGGACAUGAUGGAAAUGAGUCGCGGCGUGCAGCAUCCCAUUCGCGGGUUGUUCCUGCGGUACUACCUGUCCGGACAAGCUAGGGAUCAUCUGCCUACGGGCUCCGGAGAUGGUCCGGAGGGCAACUUGCAGGAUUCGAUCAACUUCGUUCUGACGAAUUUCGUCGAGAUGAACAAGCUGUGGGUGAGACUCCAGCACCAGGGCCCUUCGCGCGAGCGAGAGAAGCGGAUGCAGGAGCGCCGGGAGCUCGAAUUGCUUGUUGGUAGCAACGUCGUGCGACUCAGUCAGUUGGUCGAUUUGGAGGGGUACAAGUCCGGUAUACUACAGGCGCUGCUGGAGCAGGUCGUUCAAUGCCGGGAUGUGUUGGCGCAGGAGUAUCUUCUCGAAGUGAUCACCAAGGUGUUCCCCGAUGAGUUCCACCUGCACACUCUUGAUCUCCUGCUCUCCGCAAUUUCUCGUCUCAACCCUCAUGUGGAUCUAAAGAAGAUCGUCAUCGGAUUGAUGGAUCGUUUGUCGGCUUAUGCAGCUCGUGAGACCGAAUCGUCCGUUGACCCAGAUGCAAGGAAACAGAGGGAAGAGGAUGCUGUCACAAAGCUUCUCGGGAACCUUAAGAUAUCAGAAGAGAAAAAGGAGGACUCAACUGAAGAAGCAGCCCAGGAGAAUGGCGCCGAGCAACCCUCGAAAGACAACGCCGAAACUACGACGGAUGGCGAGUCCAAGGCCAAUGGCGACAGUAAGGCUGGCAUUCCUGUCGAUGUUAAGUUGUACGACAUCUUCUAUGAGCAAGUGGUCAACCUGAUCAAGAGCCGCGGCCUCCCUAUCCAAGACACCAUGGCGCUUCUAGUUUCGCUCGUCAAUUUGGCACUCAACACCUACCCGGAUCGCCUCGAAUUUGUCGACCAGAUCCUUGACUUUGCGACCCGGGAAACUGCGGCGUAUACUGAUCACGCCGACCUGCAUUCCGCCCCAACACAGCAAAACCUCUUGCACCUCCUCACUGCACCUCUCCGUUCCUACGCCUCCAUCUUCACAGCCCUAGCCUUGCCACACUACAUCCCGCUUCUGACUUCUCAAUCAUACACUACCCGGCGAUCUGUCGCAGGCGAAAUCGCUCGCAAUCUUCUCAAGAACCGAACUUUCAUCGCAACAACCGAGAAUCUUGAUCGUGUCCUGCAAGCCCUGAGGGUUCUGAUCAAGGAGGGCACACAGCAAUCCAUGGGCUAUCCUGGGCUGCAGUCUCAGCGACGGGGGGAAACGGACGAAACCAUCGAAGAGCAAGGAUGGCUUGCCCGGCUGGUUCACCUGGUCCAGGCACCGGAGAACGACACUCAAUUGAAGCUACUUCAAGCCACCCGGAAGGCCUACCUCGACGGCAAUGAGCGGAUCCGAUACACAACGCCAGCCCUGGUUACAGCUUCGAUACGUCUGGCACGCAACCUCAAGGCCCGCGAGCACUACGAUGACAACUGGCAGUCUCAGUCCUCAGCGCUCUACCGGUUCAUGCACCAGUGUGUCAACAACCUUUACCAGCGUGUGAACCCCGGCUGCGCUGAUCUGUCCCUGCGCCUGUUCGUGAUGUGCGGAGAAGUAGCAGACCAAACAGGCUUUGAGGAGUUCAGCUACGAAUUCUUUGCCCAAGCCUUUACCAUCUAUGAAGACUCCAUCAGCGACUCGCGUGCUCAGUUCCAGGCUGUCUGUGUCAUUGCGGGAGCCCUCCACGGUACCCGCGGCUUCUCCAAGGAGAACUACGAUACCCUCAUCACCAAGGCCGCCCUGCACGGAAGCAAGCUACUCAAGAAGCCUGACCAAUGUCGCGCUGUCUACCUAGCCAGCCACCUCUGGUGGGUUGUUGAGAAUCCACAACGAGGCGAGGAAGAUCCCAAGAACCUUUACCGCGACGGCAAACGGGUCUUGGAAUGCCUGCAACGUGCCCUCCGCGUCGCAGACGCCUGCAUGGACACCGCAGUCUCCGUGGAACUCUUCGUCGAGAUCCUCAACCGCUACGUAUACUAUUUCGACCAACAGAAUGAAACGGUCACAACCAAGUACCUCAAUGGACUCAUCGAGCUCAUCCACUCGAACUUGCAGACCGACGAAAACGAGCCCAACCCUAGCCUGGAGGGCCCGAAGCGUCAUUUCCAGCGCACACUGGAUUACAUCCGAACCCGGGAUUUCGAAGGUGUAAUCACCGAUCCCAGACAGUGAAUGCAUGACCAACCCUCCCCCGUAUGAAUGAGCGAUGUUUUCAACUCUUGUACCCCACACUUGAUUCUUUUUCAUUUCCCAAUUUCUUCAAGCCUUGUGCGUGUAAGAUUCCCUUUCCUUCCUUCCCCUUUUCCGUUUCCUUACGACCCCCUUACCCGUCUUGUUCUACCUUCUUGAAUCGAGUAUAUCAACCAGUGUAUCAUCAUCAUACCCUGUCUCUUUCUUUCUCCUUUUUCCAAGUUAUUAGGGGGGAAUUUGAACUCCGAUAGAAAGUUUAUCCAUUUUAUUCUCGUCUUCCUGAUUUGACCCUCCGACCUAGCAACUACCAUUUGACACUUAGCUUAGAGCCAACCGCUAGGAGAGAAGCGUAGACAAAAAAGCGGACCCAAAAGGAUCAAUCCAUCUCAGUAUCAGAUAGGAAAACCAUAUAUCAUAUCGUG
Messenger RNA from Aspergillus sclerotioniger CBS 115572, 3254 nucleotides. RefSeq names its product vacuolar protein sorting-associated protein 35. Gene Ontology annotation, biological process: intracellular protein transport; retrograde transport, endosome to Golgi. The transcript is spliced from 5 exons. NCBI's taxonomy places the organism in Eukaryota, Fungi, Ascomycota, Eurotiomycetes, Eurotiales, Aspergillaceae. The record is from RefSeq and is a predicted model, not a curated record. Gene Ontology annotation, cellular component: retromer complex; retromer, cargo-selective complex; late endosome. Bases 223 to 2814 code for a protein of 863 amino acids.